Molecule: messenger RNA, 1914 nt
Organism: Geodia barretti
Lineage: Eukaryota; Metazoa; Porifera; Demospongiae; Tetractinellida; Geodiidae
Source: the annotation of a GenBank genome assembly
AUGCCUGUGCACCACAGCAGUGUAUUGGCGAGUCUGCCGGCUCUGACGAUCUAUCUGUUGCUGCUGUCGACCUCGACACGUGGUCAGUCCCCAAUAGAACACGAGCCAGUGGAGCAUCUGAAGGCCCACCUGCCCAAGAGAGGCGAUGACAUCAGCGGGAAACUGGAGCUCUUUCUUCAGGCCCCGCCCGAGGAGCUGAAACGCAAGACCGCCAAGAUGAACGAGAACCUGAGGAAAGUCCUCAAUGACGAAGCUCACGUGAGCGCCUUCCUCGUCAAAGGCUCGACUGUCCUGUCGCAGAGAGCGGCGGAGGGGAUCCAGUUCAACUCCACCUUUCUUCUCCCGCACGCCGUCCUCCUGCCCAUCCUGUCUACAACACUACCAAUCCUUUUGGAGGGCUACAAGCCGGAACUACUCACAAAUCCCAUGGGAGAUGUUCUGAGGGGAAAACACAGAGAACACAGCAGUGUUAAGGACUACCUCUCCUUCAGCUUGCACGACCUGACAACUAAACUACCGCAGAGUGGUAAUUCAGUCGACCUAGACUCGCCCACCCUCCUCCCGGAGCUAAACAGACGGGGCAAGGCCGCCUUUUUCUAUCUCACCACGGUCUUAGGUACUGUUGCAGAGGAUGCUUGGAGAGACGCACUCAUAUCGGUAGCUAUGGACUACUCCGUGUUCAGCGACAAGGGACAGAUGCUCACACACUUGAAGGACGUGGCCAGAUACGCAGAGGCCCUGGGCAGCGACAUGGUCAACUUUUUUGAGGUCUCCAAGUCAGACUUACACCCGGUGGACGGCGGGCACUUUUUGUACGGGUGGUGGUUCAACUGUCCUCGAGGUGGCGGGAAAGCAAGUAGCAAGGAAGACAGAUGUCUAGCUCCGUUUCUACCCUCUAAUGCCAUGGCCGUGUUGCACAACGUGAUUCGGAUGUACACGGUCCCUAGACUCAAUCUCCAUCUCUUGAUUGCCAAUUCCGACAAAUCGUCAGGGGCUCCCCACACCCUUGUGGAUGUGCUUGCACAGGACAGACUCAUCUGGGAUGCACUAUACUCUGUAGUGGACCCUUCGACUGAGCAAAAGGACGACAAGAAGAAGUCAGCGGGAGAAAAGAAGGAAGAAGACAAGAGGGAAGAAGAGGACAAACGAAAAGAUGGUAGGAAAGAGGCACCCGCCCAACCACCAUUGAAGGCAGAAGAGAGCCAGAAACCAACACAACAAACAUCUGAACCAGAAACUGCUACUGAGCAGACUAAAGUGAAGGAAGAAGAGAAUUCUCCGCCGGAAGAGCCAGUGGAAUCACAGACACAAGAGGAGCCAUCAGAGGGAGCUGAUGCACCGACCGAACCGCCACCAGAGGCGAAUGAAACAGUGGAACCACAGACAGUUAAAGUAACUGAAGAGCCUCCAAAAAUGACUACAGAAGACGAGCCAGAAAGACCAACCGAGCUGCCAGAAAUGCCGGGAGAGAAAGACACACCAGCACAAGAAACACCUCAAGAACCAACCGUUGCUACUCCUGCCAACAAAAAGAAAACUGCGAAAGAGACGGUGACUAAAGCCACAGAGGAUGAAGUAGUCGGAGAAUCAACACCACCAAGAAAGAAACCUGCAGUUUCCUCAGCUGCAGCUGGCACCCAGUCACCGCCAGUCAAGAGAGAGGAAGACGAAGUCGUGGAGGAAGAUACGGAGAAGGUGGACAUGAAGAAGGAGGGGAGAAAGGAAGGAGACGUGAAGAAAAAGUCACUCCUGGUGUGGGCCAUCUACAAGAGCUGGCCGGUUUUCGUGUUCCUGUUCUACACCAUUCUGUCCCACAUUUGGGUCUACUGGAUUAUGCACCUCGUCUGGUUGGUCUGCAGCACUCUGUUUAGUGGCAUCUACCUCCCUCGACCCAAAACUGCCAAGGAAGACUAA